Humulus lupulus (European hop) is the source of this 4318-nucleotide messenger RNA. Its product is annotated as elongator complex protein 1. The record is from RefSeq and is a predicted model, not a curated record. Gene Ontology annotation, biological process: tRNA wobble base 5-methoxycarbonylmethyl-2-thiouridinylation. The transcript has 6 exons. Gene Ontology annotation, molecular function: protein binding; tRNA binding. NCBI's taxonomy places the organism in Eukaryota, Viridiplantae, Streptophyta, Magnoliopsida, Rosales, Cannabaceae. The coding region runs from base 166 to 4128 and encodes 1320 amino acids. Gene Ontology annotation, cellular component: cytosol; elongator holoenzyme complex.
CUAUCUUUAGGCUUAGGUUUAACUUGAACACAGCUUUAAACCUUUUAAACCUCAUCUCCACUUCCAACUAUCUUUAGGGUUUUCCUAUAUAUUCCCUCUUCUUCAUUGUGCUUAUUUAUUCAUUUAUUUGUUUUUGUCAUUGUAUGAAUUGAAAUUUUGAAAAAGAUGAAUAAUCUCAAGCUUUACUCGGAGGUAUCACUGUGUCUGGAGUUGCAAUCCAAGGAAGAAGAGGUCGUAACCUUCUCUGCAUUCGAUGUUGAGCGCAAUCGCUUGUUCUUCGCUUCUUCUACUAACUCCAUUUAUGCCACUCAUCUUUCUUCCUUCCAGAAUGAGGGAGCAUGGAGGAAAACCACGUUGCCAGUGGAAGUUGAUCGAAUUGAAUUGGAGGUUGGUGACUACAUCACUUCCUUUGAUUAUGUCAUGGAGAAAGAGGCUUUGCUAUUGGGAACUCAGAGUGGGCUAAUGCUGUUGCAUAAUGUGGAUAUUAAAUUUACAGAAGUUGUUGGUCAAGUUGAGGGUGGUGUAAAAUGCAUUUCACUCAGUCCAGAUGGAGAUUUGCUCUGCGUAGUUACUGGUUUUGAGCAGAUGCUAGUGAUGACUCAUGACUGGGAUUUGUUGUAUGAGACUUCACUUAGAGAUCUUCCGGAUGGUGUUGACGUACAUGAUGAACCAAACGUUUCUUCAAGAUAUGAGUUUAGGAGCCUUAUCUCUUGGCGGGGCGAUGGGAAAUACUUUGCCACACUUACUAAUGAGUCAGAUUCUACUUCUUUGCAUAAGAGGAUGAAAGUUUGGGAGCGAGAUUCAGGGGUACUGCAUGCUGCUUCAGAACCAAAGCUGUUUAUGGGAACUGUGUUGGAUUGGAUGCCCAGCGGAGCAAAAAUUGCAUCUGUCUAUGGCAAAAAAGCAGAAAAUGAAUGUCCUUCAAUUGUGUUUUAUGAGAAGAAUGGGUUAGAAAGAAGCUUGUUUAGCAUUAAUGAGGAAGUAAAUUCAACAAUAGAAAUGCUUAAGUGGAAUUGUAACUCAGAUCUUCUUGCAGCUUUAGUCAGAUGUGAAAAUUAUGAGUGUAUCAAGGUCUGGUUUUUCAGUAACAAUCAUUGGUAUUUAAAACAUGAAAUUAGGUACCUAAGGGAGGAUAAAGUGAGCUUCAUGUGGGAUCCAGUGAAGCCACUACAGUUGAUUUGUUGGACUCUUGGCGGCCAAGUCACGCUGUAUAAUUUCAACUGGAAUACAGCUGUUAUGGGGGACUCGACUGCACUUGUUAUUGAUGACUCCAAAAUACUUGUAACUCCACUUUCUUUAUCUCUCAUGCCACCACCUAUGUAUUUAUUCAGCCUUAAGUUUCCAUCUGCUGUCCGAGACUUGGCUUUUUAUUCCAGGAAUUCUAAAACCUGUUUAGCAGCCUUUCUGUCAAAUGGUUGUUUGUGUGUUGUUGAGUUUCCUCCAAAUGGUACUUGGGAAGAGCUAGAAGGCAAGGAAUUCAACAUUGAAGCUUCCAUAUCUGAUAUUCCACUUGGGUCAUUUAUACAUUUAAUGUGGUUGGACUUACAUAGGAUCCUUGCUGUUUCUCAUUAUGGAUUUAGUCACAGUAGCUUAUCUUAUAGCUCAUUGAAUGAGGAUAGGCUUCUUGGCUAUCGUUUGCUGGAGAUAGAGCUUGUUUGUUCUGAGGAUAAUGUGCCAGGUUCAGUGACAUGCUCAGGAUGGCACGCAAAUGUGUCCAAUCAACUAUCUCUAGAGGAGCUGGUUAUUGGUAUAGCUCCCAAUUAUUCAACAAAGUCUUCAGCUUUUGUUCAGUUUUAUGGUGGAAAGAUAUAUGAGCAUGUACCAAAGUUGGGCAUCUUGCCGGGAGCUAUGAAAUAUGAUGAUUGGAGUUUUUCAUCAUCUUGUCCUUGGAUGAGUGUGGUUCCAGUUGGAAACACUGGACCUUUGAUUUUUGGACUUGAUGAAGUUGGUAGGCUGCAUAUCAGUGGAAAAAUAUUAUGCAACAACUGCAGUAGUUUCUCAUUUUACUCAAAUUUGGCUGACCAAGUAAUUACACAUUUGAUUCUUUCAACUAAGCAGGACUUUGUUUUUAUUGUCGACAUAUAUGAUAUCUUGCAUGGAGACCUAGAGGUGAAGUACACGAAUUUUAUCCAUGUUAAUAAAAGGAGAGAGGAUGAUAAUGUAAACUUUAUAAAUAUAUGGGAGAGAGGUGCCAAAAUUGCUGGUGUCCUCCAUGGAGAUGAAGCUGCUGUUAUAUUACAAACAACUAGGGGAAACCUGGAGUGUAUUUACCCAAGAAAAUUGGUCCUCUUAUCAAUUUGCAAUGCAUUAGUCAACCAGCGCUUUAGAGAUGCACUGCUCAUGCUGAGGCGGCACAGAAUUGAUUUUAAUGUCAUUGUUGAUUAUUGCAGUUGGCAAUUAUUUCUGCAAUCAGCGUCUGAGUUUGUCAAGCAGGUUAACAAUUUGAAUCACAUAACUGAGUUUGUGUGUGCCUUAAAGAAUGAAAAUAUAAUGGAAACAUUAUAUAAAAAAUUUAAUUGUCAGCCUUUCUUCAAAGAAGAUAGAGAUGUGCAAGCCAGAUGUCCAAUAGGUUCUGAUGCUACGAGCAAGGUUUCCUCCAUCUUGAGGGCCAUAAUGGUGGCUCUGGAGGAUAAAUUACCUGAGAGUCCUGCGAGAGAGCUUUGUAUUUUAACCACCCUAGCUCGUAGUGAUCCUCCCGCACUUGAAGAAGCUUUGGAGAGAAUAAAAGUUAUCCGUGAAAUGGAAUUAUUAGGUUCUGAUGAGCCAAGGAGAACGUCUUAUCCCUCUGCCGAAGAGGCCUUGAAGCAUCUCUUAUGGUUGUCUGAUUCUGAGCCUGUUUUUGAAGCUGCUUUAGGCCUUUAUGAUUUGAAUCUUGCUGCUAUUGUGGCAUUAAACUCUCAGCGGGACCCUAAAGAAUUUCUUCCUUUUCUUCAAGAACUGGAGCGUUUGCCACUUGACUUAAUGUGUUAUAAUAUUGAUAUAAAGCUGUGUAGGUUUGACAAAGCUCUCAAGCACAUUAUUUCUGCAGGGGAUGCUUAUUAUGCAGAUUGUAUGAACCUUAUGAAGCAAAAUCCUCAACUUUUUCCAUUGGGACUUAAACUGAUAUCUGAUCCUGCCAAGAAGAGGCAGAUCCUUGAGGCUUGGGGUGAUCAUCUUAGUGAUGAGAAACACUAUGAGGAUGCUGCUGCAACAUAUCUAUGCUGUUCCAGUUUGGACAAGGCUUUGAAGUCCUAUCGUGCUUGUGGUAACUGGAGUGGGGUACUUACAAUUGCUGGGCUCCUUAAACUUGGAAGGGAAGAGAUACUUCAACUGGCUCAUGAGCUUUGUGAAGAACUUCAAGCUCUUGGUAAACCUGGGGAAGCUGCCCAAAUUGCACUUGAGUACUGUGGAGAUGUUAAUAGUGGGAUUAGUUUGUUAAUUAGUGCGAGAGAGUGGGAAGAGGCAUUAAGGGUUGCUGUAAUGCACAAUAGACAAGAUUUGAUCUCAGAAGUUAAAAAUGCAUCAUUGGACUGUGCAAGUAUGCUUAUUGGUGAAUAUGAGGAUGGUUUGGAGAAAGUAGGGAAGUACUUGGCUCGAUAUUUAGCUGUUCGACAAAGGAGACUACUUCUUGCUUUAAAGAUCCAGUCAGAGGAACAGCCAAUGACUGAUCUUGAUGACGAUACAGCUUCAGAAGCUAGCAGUAACUUCAGUGGAAUGAGUGCUUACACUACAGGGUCAAGGAGUAGCCAUGUCACUUCUGUCAGCUCAAGUGCAGCUAGCAAGGCCAGAGACACCAGGCGUCAGAGAAAGAGAGGGAAAAUUCGUCCUGGCAGUGCCGGGGAGGAGAUGGCUUUGGUGGAGCAUUUGAAGGGCAUGUCUCCAAUGGUUGGUGCAAAGCGUGAGUUGAAAUUGUUGUUACUCUGCCUUGCGAUGCUUGGAGAGGUGGAAAUCGCAAGAAAGCUGCAACGUGCUGGAGAAAACUUUCAACUAUCUCAGAUGGCAGCAGUGAGCUUAGCUGAAGAUACUGUGACUAAUGAUAUCAUGGACGAGUAUACACAUACAUUGGAGCAUUACACACAAAAGAUGAGAGGUGAAGUGCAAACUUCUGAAGCUUUCUUUUGGCGGUGUAAAGUAUUCCCUUCUCCUUAAGAGCUGAAAUAGCCCCUCAACACAAUUGACUGGAAUGUGAAGGAUAUCAGUUUAGGAAAAGGAGGUUUGGUAUUUUUCCAGUAAUUGGAAUUUUUGGCUGUAAUAAAUAUUUUGAUAAAAGAUGGAAAGGAUGUAGGCUUUUGUGUCAUCUUUUCGUUAUAAUUAAGAAUUUUCGUUUUCCAUUCUCUAA